Messenger RNA from Metarhizium brunneum ARSEF 3297, 564 nucleotides. RefSeq lists its product as uncharacterized. Lineage: Eukaryota; Fungi; Ascomycota; Sordariomycetes; Hypocreales; Clavicipitaceae. The record is from RefSeq and is a predicted model, not a curated record.
AUGUCGUACUUCACCUUCAACUUGUCCGCGAGCACACAAGGGCCACCAAAUGCCAAAAAAGAGCAGUGUACUAGUAGUUCAUCCGAACUUGUAGUGCCACAGUUGGAUCAUGAGUCGUCUACUCUCCCGACAAACUCGCCGGCGACCACACUCUGUGAGCCCGCCCUUUGUGGGCAACCUACACUCAAUCCGGGGGCACCUUGGAUUGGGUUUGAUGGCAGCUUGCUUGUUGAUGGGCCUAUCAACGGCGGUGCCUUGCCAUCCUACGACCAAUCCUCGUUCGGACUUACAACCAACGACGAUUUGAGAUGGAUGUUGAUGGGAAUGAACGACCGCAUUGCCACAUUAGAGCAGGCUGCAGCUACUGGAAACCAAACAGUGGAUCAGUUGGCCAAGAACGUUUGCGACAUGCUUAGUCGCCUUGCAGUGAUUGAAGGCAUGCUUAAGGUCGUAGAGGACCUUAAGCAGAACCUCAGAGACUUUACAAGGGGACUGAUGCCGCACAUUCUUCGCGUAAAUCUGGAGGAAGAUCUUGAGAGGCACGGUCAAUGCGCAUACACAUAA